Messenger RNA from Trichomonas vaginalis G3, 3822 nucleotides. RefSeq names its product cilia- and flagella-associated protein 58-related family. The transcript has a single exon. Gene Ontology annotation, cellular component: cytoskeleton. The coding region runs from base 1 to 3822 and encodes 1273 amino acids. NCBI's taxonomy places the organism in Eukaryota, Parabasalia, Trichomonadida, Trichomonadidae. The record is from RefSeq and is a predicted model, not a curated record.
AUGUCUGAAAAAAAGCAGGUAAAUCAGGAGGAUCUUGAGAAGGAAAUCUCACAAAUUGUUCAAGAUUUUCAGAAUAUUGUCGGAGAAAUCACAGAUACAACAAAUAUACGCCAAUUUACGAAUAUUUAUCGACAACUUCAUAGUCUUUUAAUGGAUAGCCAUGAUAAGAACAACAAACUAACAGCAACAGCUCAAGCAUUAAAUGCAGAAAUUAUCGCAAAUGCAACGAAAGUAUCUGCCCUAUUAAAAAUGAGUGAAGACGAUCAUAAAGCAAUAGAUAAAUACAAAGACGAAUUUGAGAAAGCUAGGAAGCUGGUUGUUUCAUCUCAAGAAAAAGAAAUGAAAUCUAAAGAGAUUUGCGAACAAAUGAAAACGCAAGUCGAUAAACUUGCAGCAGAAGUUCAUGAGCAAAGUGUUUCAGAGGCAAAAUACGCAGAUAUGAAAGUAGAUUUAACAAAUUUCAAAGAUGAACAACAGAGAAACGAAAAAGAAAUUAACGUAUUACAGCAAGAAAUCGAAAAACUCAAAGGUCUUAUUGCACAAUGCAAUGUUUCUCUUGAAUCUACAAGAACAGAAUCUCAAGCACUCGAAGAAUCCAUUGAAAUCGAAACUGCUGAGUUAGAUAAGCUGAAAGAAGCAAAAAUACAGUACUACAAUCAAAUAGAAAGCAAUAAAACUCAAAAUGAUCAAGCAACAGACGAAUCAAAUGGAAUUAUAAGGAAAAUUUCACAAACCAAAACGAAUAUUGAUGAACUCAGUAGAGAUCUCGAAUCACAACGUUCCAAACUCAAUGAAGCCAAGAACGAUUGUAAUAUAUCCGUAAUAAAAAAACGAGAUCGUCAAGCCAGUCUUGAUAUUGUUUUAAAUCAUCAAAAUCAAAUCACAGAAUCAAUAGAAAGAGUCAAAGACACAAUCAACUCUCAUCAGAGAACAAUUGAUUCCGAGAAAGUACGUGUUAAAGGCAUCGAUUCCGCCAUAGAAGAGUCAAAACAAAGUUUAUCCGAAAUCACAGAAUACAAAGACAAACUUUCAAAAGAAGUCAAACAAGCAGGCAGAGAAAAGAAGACCAACGUAGAUGAUAUCAUUAAUGUUACUCGUAACUAUACUAUACAAGACUCCAACAUCAAAACAGCAUCAAGGAAAGUCGAUUCCAAUCAAAGAAACAUUCAAAAUGUAAAACUAAAAAUUGACAUCGAAAAAGGGACAACAAAAGAACUUAGAGACAUGUCUAAUCUUGUUGAAAUACAAGUAAAUGGUGAGAAGAGAGAUAUUGAAGACUUAAACAGUUACGCGCAUUCUCUUGAACAAGAAGUGAAACUAUACAUGAAACAGGCAGGAGAAUCAAUUGUAAAUACUGUCAGAUUUACUGAUAAUUUAAAUAUGACACGUGCUGAAAUAGAGAGUAGUAAUUAUUUGUUGCAUUCCAUUGAGGUACAAUCUAAAGAUCAUGAAAAGAUCGUCCAGAACAUGAGAAAAGAAAGAGAUAUUAUAUCAAACCAAAUAAUUGGAAUUGAAAAAGAAAAUGAUGAACUUCACAAAAAAAUUGAUGGCCAACAUGAAGAAAUCCAAAAGCUGAAGAACUUGGCACAAGAGAAAACAUCUGAUUGUAUUAAAGAACACUUCAAAUCAAGAUCUCUUGAGAAACAAAAUAUUUCUUUGGCAGAAAUGGCCGAAUUAACAAAGAAAAUGACUCAAGAAAUGAAUUCUACAGUGAUUAAAUACAAAAGUGAAGCAACAAAACUGAAUUUGAUCAUCAUGGAAUCAGAAAAAGACAUAACACAUGCAAGUGCAGAACUUAAAAAUAUCAGUGAUGUGAUAACAAUGUUGAAAAGUCAAUUAGCAGAACGUCAAACCGAAAUUGACACUCAAAAAGUGAAAGUCAGUUCACUUAUGUAUGAAUUGGAUCAUAAAGGAUUUAAUUUCUCAGAGAACCAGAAGAAAUAUAAAGAAAUGGAAGCGGAAAUGUCAGCACUCAUGGAUAAAAACAGAAAACUAAAAGAAAGAGCUGAAGUUUUAACAUCUUUGACUGUUGAAAAAAUUUCACUUGAUUCUGCAAUUUUGCACGAAAGAGAAAUAAGAAAUCGUUAUGAACAAGAGCUGAUGAGACCGUUGAAUGUGCACAGAUGGACAAUUAUGCAGGCAAUGAACCCAGAAGGGUAUAAACAAAUCCAAAUGAUGCAAUACUUGAAAUCAAAAUUGGAAGCAGUUGAACGUCAAAAAGUGUCACUUUUUGAGAAGAAAAAGAAAAUUAUUGAUGAAAUCGAGAAAGUCAAAACACGUGCAAAGAACGCUCGGUUCAUUGAUGAAGAUGUUGCAUUUGAUAAUAUAAAGAAUUCUCUGAAAAAGAAAGAUGAAGAAAUGGAAGAAAUGAAGAAAGAAACAGAAACAGUGAAAGGUCAAGUUGAAACUCUCAAAUCAAUGAUUGCUGAACUCCGCGAUCGUCUUAAAGAAACAAAGACUAAAUCAUUGGCCAUCAAGCAGAAGAAUCAAUCCUUGAAUGGUCCACAGGUUCCUGUUUUGCCAAUCAACAUGAAACCAGUUGAAUUAACAAGAUUAGGUGGUGGAUUUUCACUUGAAACUCCAAGAAUUGCUCAAACAGCAAGACAAGUUGAUCUUGAUAUACAAGAAGAGGAAAGACCAAAAACUUCUCGUGUCAGAAAUAAUUCAGAAAAAAGAUUUAAGAAUAAACCGUUAACUGCCAGACAAAAAGCAGAUAUUGCUGAACAAAGAAUAAACUAUCCUUAUGAGACACAAAGUUCGGCUAGAAGAAGGUCUGAGAGCGAAACAAGAACUCUUGGAAGUGAAAACUCCAAUUUCGGAAGAAGAAAAGAUCCAGAAACAGAUAGUAUGACUGUUAUGUCAUCAAGAAGACAAAGUGAAUUAUCUUCUGGAAGAAAAUCCGAUUUUAAUGAUCAAAAUUACUCAAAAAGACAAAAAAGUGACAAUGUUCAAUUUUCUUUGUCAAUUAGUUCAUCAAGAAGAUCGAAUCUUGACGAGUCUCCUUUGUCUUCUAGAAGGUCAAACUUUGAUGAAGCCCCUUUGUCUGCAAGAAGACAAAAAUCUGGUUUGGAAGAUAGUCAAAAAAGUGACAAUAAUCAAUUUUCUAUUCCUAUCAAUUCUGCUCCAAGAUCUAUUUUGGAAGAUGUUACGUUGUCAUCUAGAAGACAAAAAUCUGGUUUAGAUGAUAACCAAAAGUCUCCAAAGAGUGAAAUUACGCCUCUCAACAUUCCAAGUUUUUCAUCAAGAAAAUCCGCUUUGGAAGAAACUCCUACAUCUGCUAGAAGACAGAAAACAACAUUAGAAGAGCCAACAACUGCGCGAAGGCAAAAUACAGACUUUUCAGCGAGAUCUAAAAAUAAUUCUUCAAUUCGAAAUAAAAAUGAAGAUCAAAAUGAAAAGAUCCGUCGUAAUUUGGAAAGUUUACCAUUUUCUUCAAGAAGAACUUCAUCGUCUUCACAAUCAGAACCAAAGAUUGAAGAAAAACCACAAACAGCAAGACGUGCUCCAAGUGAUUAUGAUCAUUUGAACCUCCCUAUGUCAUCAAGAAGACAAUCUGAGCUUGGAAGAAACACUGAAAUCGAUCCAAUAAGUAUUGAAACAACAGAUAGUCACUAUUCAACACCAAUGAACAGUUCGAGAAGACCUCCAUCUGCUAGAAGAAUUGAAAAGAACUCUGCUGCAGAACAUUUAUGGGCUCCACAAAUUGUACAUGAACAAAAGGAAAUUGAUGAAAUUCCGGAGUUAACAAUCACAUCAGCUAGGAGACAAAAGGCCGAAAAGCUGAAAAGAAGGCCAAUGAAGACAGCAAAACGACCAAAUUAA